Messenger RNA from Acaromyces ingoldii, 785 nucleotides. RefSeq lists its product as hypothetical. Gene Ontology annotation, cellular component: dynactin complex. Lineage: Eukaryota; Fungi; Basidiomycota; Exobasidiomycetes; Exobasidiales; Cryptobasidiaceae. Gene Ontology annotation, biological process: cytoskeleton-dependent cytokinesis. The transcript is spliced from 3 exons. The record is from RefSeq and is a predicted model, not a curated record. Bases 19 to 723 code for a protein of 234 amino acids.
GACCUAAUCCACACCAACAUGACAAGCACAGCACGCAGGGCAGACGCCACAUCACCGGCUCUCUCGCUGAGCUUGCGAGUUGCGCUCCUCGAGUCGCUCGUUGUCGGUCGAUCGCAGCUGGGUAAUGGCGUAUCAGCCGCGAGCGACGCCAAUAUAUCAUCUACCUCGCGAUCGAUCCUCUCCAGGACGCUGCAGGCGCAGGAGAAGCUAGACGAGGCGCUCAAGCCUCAUCGUCCAGUCAGCCAAUUCGCAGCAGACUACAGUCACAAUCGUCCUUAUCUCAUUCCAUCCUUUGCAACACUCGGUGGCGGCACAUCGCUGACGUCAUCCCAAGAUGCUGGCAAGGGAGAAGGGGAAGAGCAAGCGCUACCAGGAGGGACCACCAUGACACCACAGACCCAGGUUGCGCUCUUGCUAGAAGCUGAGCAAGACCUGAGGGACCUCGAGAGAGACUUGAGACAGUGUCAGACGCUUGACGAGCGGGGCGUGGCGGGAGCAGGCAAGCUGGCAGACCACGAAGCACUAACUCCCAAAGUGGAGGAACUGAAGGCUUCAGCAUCGAAAAAGUCAAAAGACGACAAUGCCCUCGAAGAACAAGUAAUGUCUCUAGUCGAGGACUACAGUCGAUACGUCGAGUCCAUCUCGCAGUUGUUCAUACAUUGGGAUCACGCACUCAACGACCUCGAGCUGCAGGUCGGCGCCAUGGAGAGGAGCAGGGCGUGACACGGUCCCGGUCGACGUCUCUUGUAUUCAUAGUCAUCUAAUACCCACAUUCGACUCCCUCG